Molecule: messenger RNA, 1957 nt
Organism: Annulohypoxylon maeteangense
Lineage: Eukaryota; Fungi; Ascomycota; Sordariomycetes; Xylariales; Hypoxylaceae
Product: cytochrome P450
Exons: 4
Coding region: 341-1876 (511 amino acids)
Molecular function (GO): monooxygenase activity; iron ion binding; heme binding
Source: RefSeq, a predicted model, not a curated record
UCCUAACCCUUGGGAAAAUCCUCAAUGCUACUAAACACGAUCAAUAUCAUGCAAAACAUUGGUGAUUCUCUCAAUUGUGGGGUAUUGAGAACCUACAUAGGCGGGUAGGUAGAUAUCGAGGAGGUAGAACGGGAUCAGGUACGGCUCGCUUAGCACCUCGGAAGCUUUGUCUUAUGCAACCGAGUAAAGUGAUGAAACGGUAUCUGCGUAUGCAGAGGAGAGCUGAUAGCGAGGCAGUGAGCGUUAAUAUAAAGUCGUUUGCUUCUGUGCAGGUUGCAUCGUGAUCUUUGUGUUCCCAACUCUAUCUCGAUACACACACCACCAAAAGCUGCGUUCAAGAAUGGAGGUCCUCCAACGUGUUCUUCCCACAGGAUUACCUGUAUCCAUCCAGGUGAUCGCUGCAACCAUAGUUCUUGGCAUUGUCUAUUCACUCGUUACCGCAGAGAGACCGUUUACUGGAUUUCCAGUGGUAUCAUUCGAUGGAAAAAGCCCCGCAGAAAGUUGGAUGUUCCAUGGCAAAGAAACACUAGAAGAGGGAUUGCGACGGUUCUCCGGCCCAUUCCAAGUCAUCACAGGAACCGGUCCAAAGAUCGUUUUGCCUAAUAAAUUCGCCGACGAUAUUCGCAGUCAUCCUUCUCUGGAUUUCAAUAGAGCCUUUGCCAAGGAUUUUCUGGUACACUAUCCAGGCUUCGAUGGCUUCCGCGUCGGCUUAAGCGGUGACGAAUUAAUCCAAGAGACUGUACGAGUGAAACUAACUCAGUCUCUCGGCCUGAUCACGGAAGAUCUCGUGGAUGAGACGACAGACGCGCUGCACGUUGUCCUUGGUGAGAGUAAGGAAUGGACUACUAGGUUCAUUCGGGAUGAUGCACUCGAAAUUGUCGCCCGACUUUCGUCUCGAGUGUUUUUAGGAAGCGGGAUAUGCCGUAACCGAAGGUGGCUUGACAUCGCGAAGUCUUACACCAUCGAUUCAUUCGUGACGACACGUAUUUUGCGAGCUGUUCCAUCGUUCGUGCGCCCUAUUGCUUUUCUGUUGCUACCACAAAGCAGAACUCUGAGGAAGGCCGUCCGGGAUGCACGUGAUCUCAUCGAUCCCGAGGUGGAACGACGUAAGGCUGCCGUCGACGCAGCUAAAGCAGCAGGGUUGAAACCGCCAAAAGUUGCGGACACGAUCGGUUGGAUGUACGAGAUUGCCAGAGGCAGAAAAAAGGACUUUGUCGCUGGACAGCUUUCGCUAACAACUGCUGCUAUUCACACGACCACGGAGACAAGCUGCUCGGCACUGCUUGACAUCUGUGAAUACCCUGAAGUUGCUCAGCAACUUCGAGAAGAGAUCAUUCAGGUUAUUGGCGAACACGGUUGGGCUAAGACUUCGUUAUCUAAGCUCAAGCUAAUGGACAGCUUUUUGAAGGAGGGACAGCGAGUCCGCCCGAUGAGUAGUUCUACGAUGCAUCGAUACGUGGAGAAGAAGGUGGAGAUUUCCGACGGCACGACGUUACCACAAGGAUCACGGGUGGUAAUUGCUUCCAACUUCAUGGACCCGACCAUAUAUCCCGAGCCGGAGAAGUUCGAUGCCGCUCGAUUCCUGAAGAUGAGACAACAGCCUGGCCAAGAGAAUAAUUGGCAAUUUGUUACGACUAGUCCAUCUUAUACUCUGUUCGGACAUGGACAACACGCUUGUCCGGGUCGAUUUUUUGCGGCAAAUGAGGUGAAGAUUGCGUUGUGCCACCUACUGCUCAAAUACGAUUGGAGAUUUGUUCCAGGCGAGGGUAGGCCGGCACCGACAAAUUUCGAGGGUGUUAACGGUGUUGAUCAGAAAUCGAGGGUCCAAAUUAGGCGAAGGCAAGCAGAAAUUGACCUCGAUCUAUCGCCAAAUUGACCUGACGAAUUGUUUUACAUUGUACCUAGGUAGGUAGUAGGUUGUUAGCUGUUGAUGUAUUUUAAAGUCUUAGACUAUUCC